CCCUCCGGUUAAAUUAAUUUGGUCAGUUGCGUUUGUCCGUGCGGUCGUGUUCGCCACUCUGAAAUAUGAAGAACUUAUCGUCCAUUGUGUUUGUAUUGGCCGCGGUAUCUAUAGCUCUGGCGUUGGCAGAUACUAAUGUUACACCCGCCGAGCAAUGCGAAGGUAAGAUUUUUUCAGAACAUGAGGUGAAAACGCUCGUGAACGAGGUUUACGCGAAUAUUGGGAACAUACCCCUGCCGUUCCUCGGGGUGACUGGCGUGAGCGCGUGCCCGCAAGUGACGCGGGUCGACGGCACCCCCGCGCCCUGCCCCCUCGCCGCCGGGGAAGAAUACGUCUACACCAAUGUCUUUCCCAUUGAGGCCUUUUAUCCCACAGUUAAGUUACGCGUGCACUGGGCGCUAAAAGAUGACCAACACAACGUCAUCUGCUUCGAAGUACCCGCUGUCAUUACAGCCGCCAGACCUAAAUAAAUUUUAAUCCUGGAACAAACUAUUUUAAUCGAUAUUUUAACGUAUAUAACACUAUUGUCAUAGAAUUAAAAAGGUGUAAUUGUAAAAAA
Messenger RNA from Papilio polytes (common Mormon), 559 nucleotides. Its product is annotated as ecdysteroid-regulated 16 kDa protein-like. Bases 66 to 470 code for a protein of 134 amino acids. Lineage: Eukaryota; Metazoa; Arthropoda; Insecta; Lepidoptera; Papilionidae. The transcript is spliced from 2 exons. The record is from RefSeq and is a predicted model, not a curated record.